Ooceraea biroi (clonal raider ant) is the source of this 1234-nucleotide messenger RNA. Its product is annotated as carboxylesterase 4A-like. The record is from RefSeq and is a predicted model, not a curated record. NCBI's taxonomy places the organism in Eukaryota, Metazoa, Arthropoda, Insecta, Hymenoptera, Formicidae.
AUGCACAGUGGUGCUAUUAUAGUAGAAAUUGCUGUAUACAUAGCUGCUUGCAUAUUCAACAAUGGUAUGACUUCAAUAUUACAAAUAAUGAGCAUUAUGGGCAUUUCUCUCGGACCGAACGCACACCAAUAUGCUGCGCGCGAAGAUGAUCGCCGCAUAGCGCAAGCCGAGGUACGCGCGCAGGGACAGACGAAAGAAGCGCGAAUACGUCGCCGACAACAAAAUUUAGACGAUAUUGGCAUCGCAUCUACUGCAGAGGACUUAUAUUAUGGGCCUGGAAUUGACGACUCUGUGCAAGAUCCCGAACCUCCAGCUUCCUGGAAUGGUAUUCGCAACGCAUCCGAAAACGGCAACAUGUGUUUACAACUAGAUGUAUCAACUGAAACGGUGAUCGGUGACGAAGACUGCCUUUAUCUUAACGUUUAUGUACGACGUACUAUCUAUGGGACAACGCGGAUUCCAGUUAUGGUAUGGAUUCAUGGUGGAGGAUAUCUAUUUGGGUCAGGCUCUGAUAUUAUUCGACGACCUGAUUAUGUUUUGGCUUUGCAUCACCAUAUCUCCGCUCGUAGGGCACGUUUCCUAAAAUUCGGCCAUGAAACAGAAAGUGGAAACCAAGGCCUGAAAGAUCAGAUUACUGCACUGAAAUGGGUGAGAGAAAAGAUCAAGUAUGUGGGAGAUCCAUUAAACAUCACUAUGUUUGGUAACAGUUCUGGUGCUCCGAGCGUGCACUUCUUAAUGUUAUCACCGCUAAAGGUAUCCUAAACAUGCUCUAAUACAAAACACAAUGGUAGCAUUACAUAAAAAAAGUAUUGGAUAUGAAAAUAAAUCUUGAUAUCAUUAUAUUUAUCGUUAUAUUUAUACAUGGUAUUUAUUUUUACAGGUCUCUUUCACAAAGCUAUUCUUCAAAGCAGUGUAAGUACGGGCAGUUGGGCGAUAAAAGAACCUUAGGAAGAAAUGCCCUUGCUUAAACUUGCCUCAGUACUUGGCAAUAAUUCAAAGGACCCCGAAGAAGUCAUAGAGUUUCUUUGAACGAUACCCGCUGACGAAAUCGUCAAAGCGCAACGUCAAUUUUUCACUUCAAAGGCAAUUUGCUUUUUACUAGGGCUGGGAAAGUUACUUUUUAAAAGUAACUAGUUACCGUUACUCGUUACUAACCAUUACGCACACACCACAUAAGAAGGAUUUGGAGUAUAAAGAAUAAUGAACGCAGCAGUUGGAAUUAUAAAAGAACUAA